Molecule: messenger RNA, 2502 nt
Organism: Lasiodiplodia theobromae
Lineage: Eukaryota; Fungi; Ascomycota; Dothideomycetes; Botryosphaeriales; Botryosphaeriaceae
Product: Kelch-type beta propeller
Exons: 5
Coding region: 1-2502 (833 amino acids)
Molecular function (GO): protein binding
Source: RefSeq, a predicted model, not a curated record
AUGAUGCCGUCGGCGACCUCGAACCCACGGCGCAAGUCCGUCUUCCGCGAAGUCGGCCUCGUGGACGACGACAGAGAAAAUUACGCGCCAGUGCCGAUCAGGGUGCCAAUCCUCUCUACACCGUCUCUGCCCGCCCGUAACGGCAACAAGAAGGCCGUCACCCGCUCCUCCUCCUCGCCUACCGAGUACUGGCCGGCGCCAUCGCUGCUGGAAGACGUGCGGGAGGAAGAAAUGGGGGACGACGAGGAGUCGGACUGUGAGAUCGGUGGACUGACGCAGAAGAAGAAGCAUCAGACAUCGAGGAAGGAGCGCGAGGAUUCGUUUGAGCACGGACGAAUCGUUACGGCGAAGGCGGAUGUGGAUGUCGCUCUCGCUACGGCGGGUGGGAUGACUAGGCUGCAUCGACUGUGUGUGCUCGCGCUGCUGGUUUUCCUCGUCAUCCCCGUGACGCACAGGCUGCCCGUCUUUGGUUCUACCGUUGCGGGGCCCCCGUAUGGCGUCAAUGCGGCCCUCAUCCCGCGGGAAGGCAUGUUGUACGGGAGAGCGGAUAGCCCAACGGAUGUGUCUGCAAUUGUCAAUGGCACCCUAUACAUCUACGGCGGCCGUGCGAAGACUGAGUCGGAUCAGACGAGCAACACUUGGAACAACGAUUUCGUGACCAUCGAUCUCACCGAGUCGUGGCAAAUCUCCUCACCGUCAUUCACUGGCCUGCCGCAACCCUCGGGGCCGCCUGCCGUCUCGCUGGCGUACCUGUGGAAUUCACGGUCCUCGUUAUUCCUUUAUGGCGGCGAGUUCCAAGACGGCAACCAGGGAAACACUCCCGACUACCCGACCGCCUUCUCGCUCUGGGAGUACGACAUCUCCUCGUCCUCGUGGACCGAGCACAAGAACCCCAAAACAUCUGCAGGGACGCACGCCCAAGGUAGCAACGAGGCAGUGCAGCGCGCCGCCGAGGGCGCAGGCGCGAAUGUGGCUAGCCUCGGCCGCGGGUUCUACUUUGGCGGCCACCUGGACACAUGGACCACCGAGGACUGGUCUAACCAGGUCGCACGUAUCUACCUGAAGUCCAUGGUCGAGUACACGUUUCCCGGUUCCUCCAACAACGGCGUCGAAUCUCUGGGUGACGACGGCACCGCAGGCUCGGAUGGCGUUUGGCGCAACAUCACUGAAGGAGGCCUGCAAGAGACGAGCGGGUUUCCGGAGCGCGCUGACGGCAUCCUGGUGUACGUUCCCGGGUUCGGCGACGAGGGCAUUCUGCUCGGCCUCGCAGGUGGCACGAACUCUACUUUCACCCAGAUGAACGUCAUCGACAUCUACGACAUCGCCACCUCGACGUGGUUCAAGCAGCCUACCAGCGGCACUCCACCGAAGAUCCGCGUCAACCCUUGCGCGGUGGUCGCCGCGGCGGCAGACGGCUCGAGCUACAACAUGUACAUGUUCGGCGGCCAAGAUCUGGGCGACGACCAGACGCAGUACAACGACAUGUGGAUCCUGACCAUCCCGUCCUUCACCUGGAUCCAAGUCGACCAGGGCUCGCAAUCCGUGCCGUACGCCCGCGCCGGCCACACGUGCAACAUCUGGGACGGCCAGAUGAUCGUCGUCGGCGGUUACGUUGGAGACCAGCUUUCGUGCGACUCACCGGGCGUCUACGUCUUCAACACCUCAUCGCUCACCUGGGGCACGCAAUUCACUGCCCUCUCCGGAAGCUCGGCCCAGGAUUCCUCCGGCGGCGCCGUCUUCACCGAGGACUCUAACCCCUUCUCUCAGCAGCUCUCCCAGCGCGGCGCCAACGCCUCCUCCGGCCUCGAGGGCUCCUACGGCUACACGGUUCCCGAAAAGGUCAUAUCGGCCAUCGGCGGGGACGCAACCGGCGGCGCCACCGUCACCGCGCCCGUCCAGACCGUCACCGCCGGCCCCCUCGCCACCGGCAAACCCAUCACCUACACGGUGACCAACGGCGACGGCACCGUGACAACGCAGACGGCCGUCUCUGGCUCGGGCUCGGGCUACAACGGCGACGGCACCAACGUCGGCGCUAUCGUCGGAGGUGUCUUGGCCGGCGUCUUCUUCGUCAUUGCCGCCUACUUUGCUUUUUGCGCGUGGGUGUACCGCCGCCAGCUCAAGCUGUACAAGAACCACGUCGCCAUGGCCCAGGCGCACGCCGCCGAUCCCGCCAACGCAAACGAGAAGACGGGCUUCGUCAUGCCGCCCGGUGUCGCCGCGGGUGGAUCCGUGGCCACGUCAUCGGACGGCCGCCAGGGCAGCAGCGCCAUCAGGAGUGGCAGCUACGCCGCUGGUAGCAGCGGCGGUCCGACGAGCGGUUCGGCCAGUGCUGGGGAGGCGGGGCCGUAUGCCAGUGGUGCUGGUGCGAGCACGGGGAGGAGGAGCGGGAGUGUGAGCAGUACGGAUGAUUUGCUGGCCGGGCAGGAACCGAGUUUCUGGGGGACGAGAGGUGUGUUGCUGAAUCCAAGGAGGAGUUUGAGGGUCAUCAACAGGGAUUGA